CAAAAGAUAUAAAGGCGGAAGUGAACAGUAAGUACCAAUCUGGCGGAUCUGGAAGUAGUGUAAAAAAUAUUAUCAUGCAAUAGAGGGGACGGGGGAGAGAGAGUGUUUUGUUCUGACCGUCUUGUUCAUUUCACAGCCCCCAAUCCAUAUCAUUAUCGUCGACAGUAACUAAAACAACAAAAAUCCUUCUCAUUCACAUGUGAAUCGAUCGAUAACAUUUGGUAAUCAGUGCGAACAAAGCCAAAAGUAGUACAUAUAUAUAUAUUUAUACACACACACAUACACAUAUUUGUUAUAAGAUUAGAGUAAAUCGAUAAUGGAAGAAGAUCCGGGAAAUGGAAAUCCAAGCAGUAACAAAGGAGGUUCCAAUGCUGGUAGCAGCAAAUCAUCUCACCGGCGAGCUCAAUCGGAAGUUCACUUCCGGCUGCCGGACGACCUAGAUCUGAGCUCGGAUCCGUUCGAUGCACCUUCAGGAAGUUUCGAAGACAUCGGAUCUGAAGACGAUCUAUUCUGCACUUACAUGGACAUGGAGAAACUCGGCGGCGCUGCCAGAUCUAGUUUAAUGCUCAACAACAUAGACGAUUCACCUGCCUUCAGUUUAGGUAACAAUAACAACAAUGCUGGAGGCGGUGAAGGAGAAAAAUGUAGCAGCAGCAGCAACAACAUUACCAGGCCGCGCCAUCGGUAUAGCAAUUCGGUGGAUAGUACAACAAACAGUAGCAGUGCUCUUCUUUUCAAUACUGCUAAUCCCAAUCCUACCGAAAGUAUUGAGGCUAAGAAAGCUAUGGCUCCUGACAAGCUUGCCGAAUUGUGGAACUUAGAUCCCAAGCGCGCCAAGAGGAUCUUGGCAAAUCGUCAGUCUGCUGCUCGUUCAAAAGAGAGGAAGGCACGCUACAUAUCUGAGCUUGAGAGAAAAGCCCAAACCCUUCAAACAGAAGCUACCACACUUUCUGCGCAGCUCACACUUUUUCAGAGAGACACAACAGGUUUGACAAAUGAAAAUACAGAGCUUAAGCUCCGGUUGCAAGCCAUGGAACAACAAGCUCAACUACGUGAUGCUUUGAAUGAUGCACUGAAGCAAGAAGUGGAAAGGCUCAGAGUUGCCACCGGAGAGAUGUCAACUCAUUCAGAUGCAUAUGAGUUGGGAAUUCCUCAUGUCCCCUAUUACCAGUCUGCCUUUUCUCCUCACCAUCCACAACCAGGGUCAGGUGGUCCUCUAAAUGGACAAUUGUCUCGAUUCUAUUCCAUUCAGUCUAGCAUGUCAAAUCAGCAGCAACACCCUGUGCUUUCAGCUGCUGCAAAUGCGCAGGUUCUCUCUGAGACGUUACAGCAGGAUCCCCUUGGCCGUUUUCAGGGACUUGAUAUCAGCAACAGGGGUUCUCAUCUCGUGAAGUCUGAAGGACCUUCUGUUUCUGCAAGUGAAAGCAGUAGUACAUUUUAAUUCACAUAUUUUGUUCCACUUUUUUAGUCGGAGUGUUCAUAAACUGACACCUCGUUAGUUUCCACUUUCUAGUAUUUGGAUUCUUAGAACAGACAAAUUUGAUUGGUGUCUUGAUUUUCAGAGGUAUAAUAUUUCUUGUCAUGUUUGUUGCCAUUGUUUUCGUGGUUAACAGUCUCUUAUUGAAUUGAAUCACAUUAAGAUUUGUUUCCUAGAGCAGCGGUGUGGUGUAGGAAUUGUGUUCGUGUUUCAAGUUGGUGGGAUUUCUAUCAUUGUAAUAGACUAGUUAUUCCUCUUCAUUGGUUAAACUCUAACUUCUUUCAAGUUUUUACUUCAUUUAUUUUAUUCUAUUUUUGGAA
Molecule: messenger RNA, 1797 nt
Organism: Daucus carota subsp. sativus
Lineage: Eukaryota; Viridiplantae; Streptophyta; Magnoliopsida; Apiales; Apiaceae
Product: transcription factor RF2b
Exons: 4
Coding region: 317-1441 (374 amino acids)
Biological process (GO): regulation of DNA-templated transcription
Cellular component (GO): nucleus
Molecular function (GO): DNA-binding transcription factor activity
Source: RefSeq, a predicted model, not a curated record